This is a messenger RNA of Dicentrarchus labrax (European seabass), 4341 nucleotides long. It is a transcript of the gene frmd4ba, whose product is annotated as FERM domain containing 4Ba. NCBI's taxonomy places the organism in Eukaryota, Metazoa, Chordata, Actinopteri, Moronidae. Gene Ontology annotation, biological process: establishment of epithelial cell polarity. The record is from RefSeq and is a predicted model, not a curated record. Gene Ontology annotation, cellular component: cytoskeleton; bicellular tight junction; adherens junction. Bases 35 to 3199 code for a protein of 1054 amino acids. The transcript is spliced from 24 exons.
GGAACUGGCUGUCAGGGAGAAAAGGCAGCUAACCAUGGCUGUGCGCAUCAUUCGUGGAAUGGAAGACCUGGUGGCUUCGGGCAGCCAGAUCGUCUGGAGCCUGGCACAUCAGACCUUGAGGAGGUGGUACAAUCGUGGGCUGAUGCCAUGCAGACGCUUCCUAGAAGCCUGGUUCAGGAUUGGAAAAUGCUACCAGAUGACCGAGGGCCGUCUGUGCCAGGUUCACCUCCUGGAUGGCAGGAAGCUGGAGCUGCUGGUUCAGCCUAAGCUGUUGUCCCGUGAGCUGUUAGAUCUGGUGGCCUCACAUUUUAACCUGAAGGAGAAAGAAUACUUUGGAUUGUCCUUCAUAGAUGACACUGGCCAGAAUAACUGGCUCCAGCUGGAUCGUAAAGUCCUUGAUCAUGACUUCUCCAAGACUUCAGGGCCUUUGGAGCUCAAGUUCCUUGUGAGGUUUUAUAUUGAGAAGAUCACCUUCCUGAAAGACAACACAACAGUGGAGCUGUUCUUCCUGAACGCUAAAUCUUUAGUGUUUAAUGAGACCAUCGAAGUGGAGAGUGGAAAUGUUUUCAAAUUAGCCGCAUUCGCAUUGCAGGAGGCCAAAGGAGAUUACGCCAGUGCUGAGACUGCCAGAUCGGACCUGAAGCAGCUCCCAGUUCUGCCCACCAAAGUAUUAAGGGAGCACCCAUCUCUCAAUUACUGUGAGGACAAAGUGAUUGAACAUUACAAGAAACUGAAGGGGCUGACCAGAGGACAAGCCAUUGUGCAGUAUCUGGCCCUGGUGGAGUCCCUGCCGACAUAUGGAGUCCAUUAUUACCCAGUGAAGGACAAGCAAGAAAUACCGUGGUGGCUGGGAGUCAGCUACAAAGGCAUUGGCCAGUACGAUUUGCAAGAUAAACUGAAACCAAGAAAGUUGUUUCAGUGGAAGCAGUUGGAGAAUUUGUAUUUCCGCGAAAAGAAAUUUGCUGUGGAAGUGAACGACCCACACAGAAGAACAGUGACCAAGCGAACCUUCGGACAGACUGGUCUGGUCAUUCACACGUGGUAUGCCAGCCACUCUCUGAUUAAAACCAUCUGGGUGAUGGCCAUCAGUCAGCACCAGUUCUACCUGGACAGGAAGCAAAGCAAAUCAAAGAUGACCACGACCAGGAGUUCAGGAGACAUCGCCAUGGACCUCACAGAGAUCUGCGCCCCGCGGAUCAGUAAACUUUCCAGCAUUGAAAGCAAAGACCAGCUCAUCAUGGCCAGCAAUGGCAGCCUCAUCUCAGCCGGUUCUGCUGACUCUGAAGUCAGCGAGGAACAGAAGAAAGAGAAGGUUGCCGAGUUGAAAAAGAAAGAAAAGGAGCUUCAAGACACACUGACACAGAAACUUGAAGAACUGAAGACGAUCUGCAUGAGGGAAGCUGAGCUUACAGGCCGUUUGCCUAAAGACUAUCCCUUAGCCACAGGUGAGAAGGCUCCUCAUGUACGACGGCGUGUUGGGACAGCCUUCAAGCUGGAUGACCUUUUCCCCUAUGAUGAGGACCCACAUCUGAGGAAUCUUGAGAGCAGGUUCGCCUUGCAGCAGAAGAUUGUGGAAGCAGCCAUCAAGUUAUCCAACGAGGAUGACCUCGCCAAGACAGUGAAGAAGAAAAGGAGAAACAACUGUCUGGAUGCAAUGAGGAAGCUGGAAGAGAUCGAGAAAGAGAUCAACGCCUACAGGAUCAAGAAAGGAAAGAAACCCACCCAGAGAGCCUCACUGAUCUUAGCAGAUGAUGUCAACCCUUCAGACCUAAGCUCUCUAUCUGACAGCCUCACUCUAGAUGAUGAUGACGAGCUCAUUUCCCAGAGGCAGAGGUCCAGAUCGGUUCAGUAUUCCCCAAGACCGCACCACGCAGAAACUCUGGACAUUCACUACAGCAAAGACAGACGGGCUUCUGCCAAUGACCCGCAAGCAGACAGCAGAUCAAAUUACGGCCAAGUCCAGGAAUCACUCCACUACAGUCACCGUGAUGCCUUAUCAAGCCACAGCAGCCCAUUUAAACCGGCUUCCAGACAGCCACGUGAUGCCCGCAGCAUGCCCCCCACCCCCCUCCUCACCCGCAAUGCCUACAGCAGCACCCAGCUCAGAUCAGAGGACGCUCCACAACAUUUCCGCCAGCGUAGCGGUAGUCUGGAGUCCCAGUCCCAGUUCGUGACAGAGACCGAACCUCCUGUGCCAACGUUCACCUUCUCCCCAGCCCGACGCAGCAACAGCACUGAGGUCCUCGAUGACGGCUCCUCCUACACAAGCCAAUCCAGUGUGGAGUACAGCGUUCCCGGUAACCACACCCACAGACGCAGAGCUCGCGGUCGCCACAGAAAAGACAUGUACGCCAACACGGGCAGCAUGCCCAACCUGGCUCAACCAGACACCCGCUCCUACGCCUACCAGCCUCGACCCCGACCCACCACAACGGCUUACUACGUCGCAGGCUAUCCCAGCCAUGCAGAACCAGAGCCGUACUCUAAUGGAGUCUACAUGUAUGACAAUGAGAUGGAGGGACACUAUAACGUCAACCCUUCCUACCACCCAACCCCAACAGCUUAUCACAGCCACGACACGCACAGUCACUAUGGUAACGACGAGAUAGACGGCAUGUCACAGAACCCGUACGCCACACUGCGGCCACCAAGGAACCGCCCCGUGCCCCGCAGCAACGAGCACGUCACCAAGAACAUCCAGAAGGCUUUGGUGGCGGAACACCUGAGAGGCUGGUACCAUCGCAACGCUGCGCACAAACAGCCUGCGUACAACUACGACUAUGACAGAGGCUCCCAGCAGAGCCUGGGCUAUCAGACCAUGCCUGCACCUUACAGCCACAACAACAGAAACACCUCCUACUCCUCAGUGUCCUUAGUGUCCUCAAGUGGAAACUGGCACAGCCAUAUGAGUGGUGGUGGUAUGCUGGAAUAUGACAUGCCCGUGCAUGCGCCGCAGUCCUACUCUUACAGUACAGCCCCCUACAGCCACUCCGCCCACAACAGGCACAGAUGUCCCACAGAGUUUGAGUGGCGGAGCUGUGAUAGGAUGGCGUGCCCUGCGGGGCCUUUAGAGAGGUGUGGGGCUGUUGCCUAUGCGUCUGACCAGGAAAAUUUACCCCUUCCCCCCAAUUAUCAGAGUCACAGCACAGAAGAAAGGAUCCUUUAUAGAUGUCAGCCAAAUGGACCCACACAUCAGUAAUCAAAUGAACACUAACCUGGAGCCAGAAGACCAGAUUUACUGGCACGAAGACUCGAAACCAGGAACAAUAGUGUAGUUGCCCAUCUGCUGUAUUCAUUUUUCACCUUGACAAGUUGUCACUGUGCCUUAAACUGCACUUACCUGUUUGUGUCCAUGGGAUCCAAAGAAUGAAGGAACUUAACUUCUGUGGAAUUCAGCUUGUAAAGAAAAUGAAGUCUUCUCAUUUUUUCUUCUCUUGAAUGCCAAACUGUUUUUAAAUUAUAACAAAAAAAAAAACACAAGAGCAUGUCUGGAUUGCGAGUGUUUGUGGUGAUGGCACUUGGUGAUGCACUGAAACUAUACCAGGACCUGCUGUGGACUAUGUGGUAUAGCCCAAGGGAAUGUGGACUAAAUCUCUUCAGUGUUUCUCCGUAGAGAUAGCGACUUCACAAACCAAGGACUAGGAGCGUCUCUUUAAGAGGAUACUUAGCCGCAGUGAACAACGAGAAUGACUCAUCCUGUUGUGCCACUUACACACAUGUAUGAGCACUGGAACCAUGAAGGACUGGACAGGGGGAUUGAUAAGGACGUUAUCAAAAUGAAGGAUUGAACUCAUUAAAAAUGAGUCAAAAAAGAUGGCUUCUUCCUGGAACAUUCUGCAGUCACCAGAUCAAAUGUUGUCUAAGCAUUGCUUGUAGCUACUACAGUGCUUCCUGUACUCUUGUUUGUCAUUUACAAAGUAUCAGAUCUUUCUCACUGUCAGUACUUGCUAAUACAAUUGAGCCAAAUGCAUCUGUCACACCAUUUGAGUAUUACCCAAAGUCACCAACUUUGAUAUCACUGCCACAUGUGAAAAGUCACUGCAGGAAGACAGAAUAUCCAGUUUUGUUGUUGUUGUUUUUUUAUUUUUAUUUUAACAUGGUUAUUUCAUCCAUGCUGGAAAUCAUGGACUGGUGCUCACAAUUUCUCUUAAGAGAAUGAAGCUGUAUGUAAAUGUUGGUAUUGUAAAUACACUGGUUCCGUCUUUUUUUUUUAAGAGCAUUUUUAUGUAUUUGAAAAGCAUGUAAUAUAUAGUAAACAAUUGUUGUUAAGUUGUUAAGCUGGUUCUUAGUAAUUUGUAUAAUUGCAUUUGUUUGAAUUAAAAAAAAUCAGCAUUUGAAUCA